AUGACUGUCAAUGAAUACUACUCUAAGUUCAUAGAGUUAAUGAGGUUUGCACCUGAAAUGGUUCCAACUGAAAUUUUGAAGGCUCAACGAUUUGAGCAAGGGUUGACCUUGUCCAUUCAAGGGAAAUUGGGAGGGGCUAACUUUAAUAGCCUUGAUGAAGUGUAUGGGAGAGCUGCCCAUCUAUUCGGGAUCAAGGGAAGAGAGCUGGAAGUGAAUCCUGGAGAUAAAAGGAAGGGUUCUUGUAAUGGGUUUCAAGGUGGAGAUAAACGUAAAAAGACUAAUGGGGGAUUCAAGCAAGGAAAGGAUGAUAAAAGUAAUGGGAAUAACAACAAUCGUAGUCAAUCUGAAAUUGGAAAGUCCAAGAGAGUCUACUACUGCAAAAGAUGUCCAAGAAACCACCCAGGGAAGGAUUGUGAAGGAAAUCUGAAAGACUCAACAUCGGCAAAUCCUAAGCCAACCCAGAAUCAGGGAGGUAACGGAAACAAAGGACUCCAACAGCAAGCGGUGACCCAUAAUCGUGUUCCUCCUAAGAAUGGGAACGGAGGAGACAAUCAAGCUAAGACAAAUAAUCAAGGUCGAGUGUUUGUCAUGAGCAAUCGUGAGGCUGAAACGACUGCAGUGGAGAAACUUAAGUUGGGAAAACCCGAACUUAUAAGCAUGGAUAUAGUCAUACCUUCUGGAGAUGUCAUUAACGUUUCUAAGCUAUAUAGAGAUGUUUUAGUGACUAUAGCAGGGGUAGAAUUUCCUUCAGACUUAAUUGAAUUCGAGUUAGAUGACCUAGAUGUUGUUAUGGGAAUCGAUUGGUUGGGAAGAUUCAAAGCCCAAAUAGACUGCAGAGCCCAAACAGUGACCUUGAAAGGCCCAAAAGGAGUCAAAGUAACCUAUAGAAAAAUCAGUCAGAAGCCCAGCCCAAGAAUGAUUUCUGCUAUGCAACUCAAGAAUUGUAUAAGAAAGGGGUAUCCAUUGUACUUCUGUAAUAUACAAAAGUUGGAGGUAGAAAAAGAGAAGAUGGAGAAUAUUCCCGUAGUUAAUGAAUUUCAGGAUGUCUUUCCUGAAGAAAUCCCUGGAAUGCCUCCAAUAAGGGAAGUGGAGUUCACCAUAGACUUAGUGCCUCGAAAUGGCCCAAUAUCUAAAGAACCAUAUCGUAUGGCUCUAGCUGAAAUGAAUGAGCUUAAAACUCAGUCAGAAGAGUUAUUAGAAAAGGGCUACGCAAGGCCCAGUGUAUCCCCAUAG
Molecule: messenger RNA, 1233 nt
Organism: Beta vulgaris subsp. vulgaris (sugar beet)
Lineage: Eukaryota; Viridiplantae; Streptophyta; Magnoliopsida; Caryophyllales; Amaranthaceae
Exons: 3
Coding region: 1-1233 (410 amino acids)
Source: RefSeq, a predicted model, not a curated record